GGCACGGUUCCAAUAAGCCCAGCAAAUACCAUGAAAAUUACAUCGAGCCUCAGAUUCUCAAAAGAUACCGCGUGCGAGCAAGAGAGCCUGAAAUCCUCAAAAAAACCCUAGAAAUAACAAAUUAGAAUUACAUAAUCCCCAAUUCGGCAACCAUUGCAUCUCUUCCUCUAUCGGCAAGAAAAAAAAAAAAAUUCUAGGGUUUUCUAUAAACCCUAGCUCAGAGUACCAGAGCGUGGAGGAAACAGUAAUUUUCAAAGGCCCACGCUGAUGGACUUCGACGAGUACGAUUACUUGGAGAAGGCCGUGGAGGAGAACGACGACCGAGACUCGAAAAGGAAGGCGAAGAAGGAAGGGAGCGAGAAGAGCGAGAGGAGCUACAGGAAGAGAGAGGUUGACGAAGAUGGCGGUGCUGUAGCUGGCGUUGAAGAUGAGGAUAGGAGAAGUAAGAGGUCGAAAGGCGACCAUGAAAAUGGCCGCGAUAAGGAACGGCACCAUCGGAGUGGAAGAGAUAGGGAUAGAGACGGAGAGCGAGAGCGAGAGAGGGAUCGCGACCGUGACAGAGAGAGGGAGAGAGAGAGGAGUAGUAGGGAUAAGGAGAAGGAGAGGGAGAGAGAGAAGGAGAAGAGGGAUAAGGAGAGGGAGAGAGAUAAGGAGAAAGAGAGGGAUAGAGAGAGGAGAGAGAAGGAUAAGGAGAAGGAAAGGGAUAGAGAAAAGGAAAGGGAAAGGGAAAAAAGAGAGAGGGACAGAGAGAGGGACGAGAAAGAGCGGUCCGGGAGGAGCAGGAGUCGGUCCGAUCGUGAAGAGAGGUCGAAGAGAAGCAGGAGUCGGAGUCGGUCUGAUCGCGAAGAGAGGUCAAGGAGAAGUAGGAGUCGGUCCGAUCGUGAUAGGGAAAUUCGAGAAAGGGAACGAGAAAUUGAAAUGCGAGAGAGCAAGAGGUUUAAAGAAAAGAAAGAAGUGGUAGAGCCUGAAGCUGAUCCAGAAAGGGACCAGAGGACUGUUUUUGCUUACCAGAUGCCUCUGAAAGCAACAGAGCGGGAUGUUUAUGAGUUUUUCUCAAAAGCCGGCAAGGUGAGGGAUGUUCGGCUAAUAAUGGACAGGAAUUCUAGACGGUCAAAAGGAGUUGGGUAUAUUGAAUUUUACGAUGCAAUGUCUGUUCCAAUGGCAAUAGCUCUCUCUGGCCAACUGCUUUUUGGACAACCAGUGAUGGUAAAACCUUCUGAGGCUGAAAAGAAUCUUGUUCAAUCCACUGCUUCUACAGGGAGCACAGGUGUCGUAGGACCAUAUGGAGCAGUUGAUAGAAAGCUUUAUGUGGGAAACUUGCAUUUUAACAUGACUGAGAGUCAUCUUAGAGAGAUUUUUGAGCCAUUUGGUCCAGUGGAACUUGUACAGCUGCCACUUGAUCUCGAGACAGGACAGUGCAAGGGUUUUGGUUUUGUUCAGUUUGCUCAACUAGAACAUGCUAAAGCGGCUCAGAGCUUGAAUGGAAAAUUGGAGAUUGCUGGUCGAACUAUUAAGGUUUCAUCUGUUACAGAUCAUGUUGGAGCACAAGACACUGCUGCAAAAUCAGCAGAUUUUGACGAUGAUGAUGGGGGUGGUUUGUCUUUAAAUGCUCAAUCAAGGGCAUUACUUAUGCAAAAGCUGGAUCGGACUGGUAUUGCCUCAAGUAUUGCUGGGUCUCUUGGAGUACCUGUGCUCAAUGGCUCAGCUCCAAAUCAACGACCUGUUAGCUUGCCAAUUAAUGGCCAAGCUGCAGUUUCUGCGCCGGUUCUUCCAGCUCAAGUUCUACCAGUAGAUGCAGUUGGAACCCCUAGUGAAUGUCUACUGUUGAAGAAUUUGUUUGAUCCAGCCACUGAGACGGAACCAGAUUUUGAUAUAGAGAUCAAAGAGGAUGUGGAAGAAGAAUGCUCCAAAUGUGGCACGGUGAAACAUAUUUAUGUUGACAAAAAUAGUGCUGGCUGUGUUUACUUGCGGUUUGAAACUGUGGAAGGGGCAAUGGCUGCUCAACGUGCAAUGCAUCUUAGAUGGUUUGCUGGCAGGCAGAUUUCAGCCUUAUUUAUGCAACCCCAAGUUUACGAGGCCAAAUUUAGAGUUUGAAGACAUGCAGGGGUACCUAAAUUGUGUCUCCUGCGCUUGUGCUUACGGACGUUUCAUGUGGAAGAAUAGCUUUUUGUUUGGCUAUUUUCAACUCGCUCUUUUUGUUUUUUAGUUCAUCUUUAGGGUAUGAACUUCAUAGAAUUGAUUCAUAUACGUACAUACAGUAUGUUAACGUGUAUGUUUUGUCUGUGGUGGAUACCUGUAAUCUUUUUUUUUUUUUUUUUUCCGUCCUUUGAAAUCUGCAUUUUGUAUUAUUUUUAAUAGUCAAAAAUCACAUUUAUUUUCAGCAGGA
Molecule: messenger RNA, 2386 nt
Organism: Ziziphus jujuba (common jujube)
Lineage: Eukaryota; Viridiplantae; Streptophyta; Magnoliopsida; Rosales; Rhamnaceae
Exons: 13
Coding region: 268-2094 (608 amino acids)
Biological process (GO): mRNA processing
Cellular component (GO): nucleus
Molecular function (GO): RNA binding
Source: RefSeq, a predicted model, not a curated record